Messenger RNA from Clunio marinus, 219 nucleotides. Lineage: Eukaryota; Metazoa; Arthropoda; Insecta; Diptera; Chironomidae. The record is from the annotation of a GenBank genome assembly.
AUGGAUGAACUAAUAAAACAGAAUACAAAAGAUCCGGUUGCAAAAAUAUUACGUUCAGUUCAUGGAGAACUUUUGGGGUUAAACAUUCUUAUGGUGUUUCUCAUUAUUAAUGGUAGUAAUCAUAUUAAGCAUACAUUUGAGGUCAUUGGUGUUCUUCACAUGAUAUUCUUGUCGAACAGCACGAUUAAAAUCAAAUCAUCGAGUCUCAUAUGUAGAUAG